AAGAAGAAGAAGAAGAAGACUAGGUGGCGAUAUGCACCUUUGAAGUUGGUUCGCAACUCGUCGCCAUUCAAUCAAAAACGAAGAAGAAGACGUGUGACGUGGGCGGAAGUAAAGAUGGCGCUGGACGGUUCGUCCACGUCUGUUAUGGCUCAUGAGAACCCAUACCACAUUCAUGUUUCUGAUUAUUAUAGCAGGAGUCUGAGCAACAAACCCGAUGUAGUGCCGUCUGGAGUCACCGAGAGGAAGGUGUCGCCUUCAGAUAAGCCUGACAUGGUGGCGCUGGACGUGAUCAGCAUCAAGGAGUCUGAUGCUCCGGUGCACAGAAAGAAGCGCGAGGCGGACACGGGUGUGCUGGGUACGAUACACCCCUUCCGCAGAACUCACCGCUCCGUGCUGGGGAGGGUUGCGCAGGAGUUUAGUUUGGUGACCUCUGACAGACGGUCGUGGAGGAUUCUUCUGUUCGCCGUGUUGAAUCUCAUCUGCAUGGCCUGUCUGCUGAUGUGGUGCAGCUCCACCAACAGUAUGGCCUUGACCGCAUACACAUACCUCACCAUCUUCGAUCUCUUUAGAUGUGUGUUUUGUGGUCUCAGCUUCGAGCGUUUGGAAGUGCUGGCGGUGUUUGCCUCCACUGUGCUGGUUCAGCUGGGCGCUCUCUUCAUCCUGAAGGAAAGUGUGGAGCGCUUUGUGGAGCAGCCCGAGGUGCACACGGGGCGUCUGCUGGUGGGAACAUUCGUGGCUCUGUUUUUUAAUCUCUUGACUCUACUGUCCGUCAAGAACAAGCCCUUCGUCUUCGUGUCUGAAGCCGCGAGCACCAGCUGGCUUCAGGAGCACGUGGCCGACCUGAGCCGAAGUCUGUGCGGACUCAUCCCGGCGCUCAGCAGCGUUCUCCUGCCCAGAAUGAACCCGUUUGUGCUGAUCAACCUCGCUGGAGCUUGUGCUUUGGGCAUCACGUACAUGCUCAUCGAAAUCAAUAACUAUAAUGCGAUGGACACCGCGUCUGCCAUGGCCAUCGCCCUCAUGAUCUUCGGCACCAUGUACCCCAUGAGUGUGUACAGCGGGAAGGUGCUGCUGCAGACCACCCCCUCUCAUGUCAUCGGUCAGCUUGACAAACUGCUCCGAGAGGUGUCCACGUUGGAUGGAGUUCUUGAAGUCAGAAAUGAACACUUUUGGACCAUUGGCUUUGGCUCAUUGGCCGGCUCUGUCCACGUCCGCAUUCGCAGAGAUGCUGACGAGCAGAUGGUUUUGGCCCAUGUGACCAACCGGCUGAACACGCUAGUCUCCACGCUGACGGUUCAGAUCUUCAAAGACGACUGGGCCCGUCACUCGCUGACCUCCAGCACCCUGCCCACCGGCUCACUCAGCCUCUCGGAGUACGUCACUUCGGCUGGCUUCCCCCCUGUGAUGUCCAAACAGCACGACGAGUUGAACCCGGCCACGUCUACGCCUGCGAAGCCCAGCAGCCCUCCGCCCGAGUUCUCCUUCAACACGCCGGGGAAGCACAUCCAGCCCGUGGUGUUUCAGACGGCCCAUCAGCACAGGCCCUUCAAUGCGCCUCUCUCCUAUGGGAUGCCUCCCUACUCCAGCAUGCUGAACCAGGGCUUUGCGCAUCCCAGUGACGGUCCCGCCAUGAGGCUGGGCUUUGGGGUCGGGGCGCGGAUGCCGUCUGUUCAAGGAUACAGGACUGUGAAUGCAGCGCCACACAGAUACGGAAGCAGUCUGCCCUCGUCACAAACCGGCCAACAGAGACCGUGAGCGGAUCACAUGAUCAUCACACCGCUAGCCCACCACUACCCUGAGUAUUUAUGUUAACGGGACCAAGAGCAAGAGUUUCAUUCUCAAUGGAUGUUUUAUCUGUAUUCUUUAUUUGUAUUAAACCGCUAUCAGACAUCUGUGAAGUCGCAUUAUUUAUUUACGACAUCUUCAUAAAGUUCAUCUGUGAACAGAGUUCAAGAGUGCAAUGUUUCAUUUUAAUAAUCAUUUUGUUUCGAGUUUGUCAUCUAUUUGUGCACCGAUAAUUGCAUUGAACAUUAGUUAAACCAAACAUGAGCAUAUGGAGGAGCUUGUUCAUUGCAUCAUGUUUUCACACAAAUUACACCAGAGCAAUGUCUGUUCACCAGGGUUGUGUGCCAUUCAGAAUUGAGCUGAGAGUGGCUUGUAAAUGUCA
This is a messenger RNA of Sinocyclocheilus rhinocerous, 2164 nucleotides long. RefSeq names its product zinc transporter 6. The transcript has 15 exons. Bases 115 to 1752 code for a protein of 545 amino acids. Gene Ontology annotation, molecular function: monoatomic cation transmembrane transporter activity. Gene Ontology annotation, cellular component: membrane; Golgi apparatus. Gene Ontology annotation, biological process: transmembrane transport; zinc ion transport. Lineage: Eukaryota; Metazoa; Chordata; Actinopteri; Cypriniformes; Cyprinidae. The record is from RefSeq and is a predicted model, not a curated record.